GCUCUCUGAGUGGAAACAUGAGCACUUUUGUGACCCUCUCAUCAGGGCAGAGGAUGCCCACCAUCGGACUCGGCACGUGGAAGAGCGCUCCAGGACAGGUGAAGCAGGCGGUGCUGGCAGCAUUACAGUGUGGAUACAGACACAUCGACUGUGCUGCUGCUUAUGGCAACGAACCGGAGGUGGGAGCAGCUCUGGCUCUGUGGGUUGGACCAGGAAAAGCUCUGCGCCGCGAGGAGAUGUUUGUGACCUCCAAACUGUGGAACACCAAGCACGACCCGAAGGAUGUGGAAGAAGCAUGCAGGACCAGCCUGGCCCAUCUGGGUCUCUCCUACCUGGACCUCUACCUCAUGCACUGGCCCAUGGCCUUCCAGCGAGGGGAGGAGCUCAUGCCUCGACGAGACGACGGCAGCAUUUGUUACUCUGACACACAUUACAGAGACACUUGGACAGCCAUGGAGAAGCUUGUAGAUAAAGGUCUGGUUAAGGCUAUAGGACUGUCCAACUUCAACACCAGGCAGAUUGAUGACAUCGUCAGCAUAGCCAGACACAAACCUGUAAUGAACCAGGUGGAAUGCCACCCAUAUUUUUCUCAAGUUGACCUCCUGGCACACUGUCGAAAACUGGGAGUUUGUUUGACAGCUUACAGCCCUCUGGGCAGCGGAGACAGACCCUGGGCUUCUCCUGAUGAACCAACAAUGCUCGAGRAUCCACAGCUGGGAGCCAUCGCCCAGAGAUACCAUAAAUCUCCUGCCCAGGUGAUCCUCAGGUGGCACAUUCAGAGGGGCGUAGUGUGCAUUCCCAAAAGUGUGACGCCCUCUAGGAUCCAGCAGAAUUUGAACGUGUUUGACUUUUCUUUGUCACAAGAGGACAUGAAACUGAUGGACUCGUUUCACCGCAACGUGCGCUUCAUUGUUCCAACAGUAGAGAGGGAUGGCAAAAGAGUGUGGAGAGAUGCAGAACAUCCUCAUUUCCCCUUUAAUGAUCCUUACUGAGUGUAAAAGUAGUUACUUGAAGAGGUCUGUAAAACACACUGGAAAAACUGAAUUGCAAUCAGAAAUGUUCCCAGACAACAUUUUUAAAGAUUUAAUUCCUUAAUUGUUUAGAAUGUAAGUUCAGUAAUAAAAUCUUUUUUCAGCUCUAGUGGUCAAAAGUGGCCUGCGUGUUUUUAAAAUAUUGUUCUUUAAAAAAAGGCACUGCUCGCUAACUAGAUCAUUUACAAAACAACCCUUUGAGGAAAAAAAAUGCAUUAACUUCACAAAUUUUGUUGCAGUAACYAUCUGCAUAAAACCUGUCCAAAUAAUAUACUGAAUAAAAACAGUAGUUAAAGUAUCCAUUUAGUGAAAUUUUAUUUUCAGCAACAUAACCUUGACAAAUCUGUAAUACAUUAAAUGCUACUGUUUAUUUUAAAAAAGAAAAAAGUCAUCUGCAAUGUAUUUUUUUUGUUUUUUCAAAGUCUAGCAUUGAAUCCAAUUACUAUAACCAGUCAAGAUUUUUUUCUUCUGAUAUACUGAAGUUGAGGCCACUUAAUCGUUAAUUCCCCCACUUACCUCAAACAAUCUGAGGAGAACAAUUUGCAAUCACUUWUUUUCUAUUUUCAACAUCCCAUUCCCCCACCCACAUCAAAAUCAGAGCAAACCAAGUGGCUACAUGCUUUCUCCAAGGGAAAUUAUACCAAAAAAAAGAAAAAAAAAAAGGAGGAAAAAAG
Molecule: messenger RNA, 1705 nt
Organism: Austrofundulus limnaeus
Lineage: Eukaryota; Metazoa; Chordata; Actinopteri; Cyprinodontiformes; Rivulidae
Gene: akr1a1a
Product: aldo-keto reductase family 1, member A1a (aldehyde reductase)
Biological process (GO): aldehyde catabolic process
Molecular function (GO): alcohol dehydrogenase (NADP+) activity
Source: RefSeq, a predicted model, not a curated record